CCCCCGCGCACGUGGAUGGGGGCACUCGGCGCCCGACUGUCCCCGUGGACCUCGGGCCCUCCGGUGUCGGGCGCUGAGGCAUCUCUGUGUCCUGUCCCCACCCCCCACCCCCUGACAGCGGAGCUCAAGUUCAGCCUGGACCAGUACGUCAACAAGCGGUACCCGGGGCUGGUGAAGGUCGUCCGCAACAGCCGGCGCGAGGGCCUGAUCCGGGCGCGGCUGCAGGGCUGGAAGGCGGCCACGGCCCCCGUCGUCGGCUUCUUCGAUGCCCACGUGGAGUUCAGCACCGGCUGGGCCGAGCCCGCCCUGACGCGGAUCCGGGAGGACCGCCGGCGCAUCGUGCUGCCCGCCAUCGACAACAUCAAGUUCGACACGUUCGAGGUGCAGCAGUACGCCAGCGCCGCCCACGGCUACAACUGGGGGCUGUGGUGCAUGUACAUCAUCCCGCCCCAGGACUGGCUGGACCGCGGCGACGAGGCCGCGCCCAUCCGGACCCCCGCCAUGAUCGGCUGCUCCUUCGUGGUGGACCGGGAGUAUUUCGGGGACAUCGGCCUCCUGGACCCAGGCAUGGAGGUGUAUGGCGGCGAAAACAUCGAGCUGGGCAUGAGGGUGUGGCAGUGCGGAGGCAGCAUGGAGGUGCUGCCCUGCUCCCGCGUGGCGCACAUCGAGCGCACCAGGAAGCCCUAUAACAACGACAUCGACUAUUACGCCAAGCGCAACGCCCUGCGGGCGGCCGAGGUGUGGAUGGACGGCUUCAAGUCCCACGUGUACAUGGCCUGGAACAUCCCCAUGACCAACCCAGGGGUGGACUUCGGGGACGUAUCCGAGCGGCUGGCCCUGCGCCAGAGGCUGAAAUGCCGGAGCUUCAAGUGGUACCUGGAGAACGUGUACCCCGAGAUGAGGACCUACAACAACACCCUCACGUACGGAGAGGUGAGAAACAGCAAGGCCAGUGGCUACUGCUUGGACCAGGGAGCGGAGGACGAUGACCGAGCGAUCCUCUACCCCUGCCACGGGAUGUCGUCCCAGCAUGACCGUCCUGCGCUGGCCGAGGCAGGUUGA
Myotis davidii is the source of this 1062-nucleotide messenger RNA. RefSeq names its product polypeptide N-acetylgalactosaminyltransferase 9 (gene GALNT9). The coding region runs from base 16 to 1062 and encodes 348 amino acids. Lineage: Eukaryota; Metazoa; Chordata; Mammalia; Chiroptera; Vespertilionidae. The transcript is spliced from 7 exons. The record is from RefSeq and is a predicted model, not a curated record. Gene Ontology annotation, cellular component: Golgi apparatus.